AUGUCCACUCCAAAGAAGGUGGGCAGGCUCGCGGAGCCCCCGACCAAGCCACCCAGUCGCGCCAGCAACGUGCAGAACAAGCCAGAGUCGAGGGUUGGCUCGCUAGAAUUUCGUGGUGCAUCUCAAUUCCCAAAUCAGCCCCGCAGUCUCCCUACGCAUGGGAUGCAGCAGGAGAGCGUGUUUGAUACAGACGUGGAGGCGAUCGAUGAUUCAACUGUGGCAGGGACUAGUGUCUACGGAUUUGAUGACAACAAAUCUCAGGCAGCGUCAAGUACCAAUGCUGCCUACACCAACCCGGAUCCACAAUCAAUGUACCAGCCGCAGCCUUCACGGCAUACUUACGGGUCUAACUGGUAUGAAGGCCUGGGAGACCAAGCUAUGAAGAAGGCCGGGUUUGAUUCGGAUGACUUCGAUGACUUUGGAAGCCAAAUUACUUCGUCUCUUGGCGGAGAUGGCGGGGAUAAUGAAAAGCCCGACGAAGCACACAACUGGAAUGUGUCGCACAAACCGCGUACGACCGAGGAACCAUUGAGCAAGCGCCUGGAGAAUUUCUGGUCUGCCAGCAGAAAGAGAACUUCUUCGCGACAGCCUCUCAAUGUAGACUCUGACCCCGAGCCUCAGACUCAACCACAACCCAAGUCUAAGCCGCGGAAAUUAGGUCAAAUGCUUCCUCCUACGGGGCCCAGGAAAAUUGUUCUCCCUCACACCACGUCAGCAACACCCAGGACACGUUUCAGUCCUCCAAAGCCUUCGCUCCUUGAACAACUCGACCAACAACUCGAUGCAUCACCUACUCGCCAUAACUCUCAACCUCCGCCAGAUGUUGGCCGGACACUCAGCAUUACAUCGUUCCAGGAACAUACUGACAGUGACGGUGGAAGCGACGAUGGCAUGGACCGCACCAUACGGGCGGAUGGACGACGGGAAAGCGGCGGGCAUUCAAUCAAUGCCUUUGAUAUGACCAGUUUGACCGACCUAGACGUUGAUCACACCAUCCAAGAUCCGUUCUUUGUGCAAGAUUCCCACGAACCACAAGAGCCGCCGCAUCGUAGCCGCCGCAACACUGCCAUCCGUUCCAAAAAGCGAUCACUUGAAGCAGAUUACCCACCGGAAGUGCUCUACCAAAAGUCUUUUUCCGAGCUCCAGGCUGAGCCCUUUGACAAAUCACCCACCCCUCCUCCACCAAUCGCCAAAUCACCUUCGUUGCCACCAAAUCCACCACCUUUUGUCCCGGACCCUCAGGAGCCCAAGAAUGCCGUCUCCCACCUGUUGACCCUGACAGACCAAGAACGCCAGAAUUACUUGUCCCACAUGAGUAUGGAUGAAUGGGAAGACUGCGGAGAUCAAAUGAUCGAGCGUUUCACUCAUCUUCUUUCAGAAAUGAAGAACCUACGGCGUGCCCGCCGCCGCACAGCUGCUGUGUUUGAAGGCGAAGUCAAGCGCCGCCAUGACCAAGUUGAAACGCAAAGUUCGGAGUUGACGAAUAAAUUGACUGAGAUGAGAACGGGCGGUGCAGAGGUUCUGCGUGGACGCCACUCAUGA
Molecule: messenger RNA, 1542 nt
Organism: Penicillium mononematosum
Lineage: Eukaryota; Fungi; Ascomycota; Eurotiomycetes; Eurotiales; Aspergillaceae
Exons: 2
Coding region: 1-1542 (513 amino acids)
Biological process (GO): nucleolar large rRNA transcription by RNA polymerase I
Cellular component (GO): RNA polymerase I core factor complex
Molecular function (GO): TBP-class protein binding; RNA polymerase I core promoter sequence-specific DNA binding
Source: RefSeq, a predicted model, not a curated record